AUGUCAGUUAAUCAUAUAACAAAAAGGAAUGGAAGUGAUGUACAGAAUUCUUCAAUUGAUCAGUUAUUAUACACAGGGAUGUUUUAUAAGAUGUUGGAAACAUCAACUGCAUCAGUUGGUUACGAUAAAUACUGUGAUUCACGUGAUAAUCCUAUGUACAAAAAUGAGCCCUACAGAAAUAUUUGUGUAACGAUUUUUAAUUAUUUAAAAACCAAAUAUAAUGCAUCAAAUGGCACAGAUAAGAAAUAUGAUGAUUGCAAACUUUUGAGUUAUUGGGCAUAUAGUAGAUUAUUUGAUAUUUUGCAUAAAGAACAAUAUGUUUACUUGGCUUAUGCACAACUUCAUGUAAUAUGGAAUGAUUUUAUUGAGCAUUUACCUAUGAAUAAAAGAUGUAAACCCAUUCAUGAAAUGGUUAGUUAUGUUGAAUGGAGAAAAAGAAAGGAAUUGUAUGAAUACUAUAUUAAUUAUUCUCUAAUUAAAGAAUUAGCUGACAAAUAUGAAGACAAAUGUAACGAAUUUUAUGAAUACGUAAAAAUAAAGCUCAUCUGUAUAAAAUUUUUGACAGUCUAUGUCCUAAAGAUAAUACAAAUAUAUGCCCAGAAUUUUUAUAAGGAUUGUGAAAAGUAUAAUCCAGAAAAAGUACUAUAUACUUUUAAAUGUCACAAAAAAUAA
Plasmodium cynomolgi strain B is the source of this 672-nucleotide messenger RNA. RefSeq lists its product as hypothetical. The coding region runs from base 1 to 672 and encodes 223 amino acids. The transcript has 2 exons. NCBI's taxonomy places the organism in Eukaryota, Apicomplexa, Aconoidasida, Haemosporida, Plasmodiidae. The record is from RefSeq and is a predicted model, not a curated record.